CGGGGACCGUAAUUCUAUUUAAAAUUUUAAGUUGUGUAAAGCAAAAUAAAGUAAAUUUGAAAAAAGAAAUGAAGGGCUCGAGUUCCACUGCCACAACCUGGCCCUGGGUGGAGAGUCCUUUGGCAAAACGGCCCCACCCUUCUCGAAUAAAAUUUGUCUUCACAUCACUUCACGUGCCCACGCACACAACUCCAUUCCUCUUUCUCUGCACCUAUCCCAAUAACCUAGGCAGCAGGAACUCCAUUCCUCUUUCUCUGCAACUACCCCAAGAACCUAGGCAGCAGCGAAGCAAAGCCAAGCCAUGGCACAAAUCUUUUUCUCAGAUCUCUCUCGUCCUUGCUUCUUUUGAUGACUCUAGCGUCAACAACAUUAUCAACAACUCUCCCCUCACUCAAAAAAUCCUCCAUGCCUCCACUACCACUUCUGGGUUUUAUUUUUCUAUUACUUUCUGAUGCUGCUUCAGUAUCUGCUCACUCCUGUCACUCUAUAUCUUCUUCUUCUUCUUCUUCAUGCCCUCCAUUCAAGUCCACUCCUCCUUUUCCUUUCUCUUCUUCACCAGGUUGUGGUCACCCUGCUUUCCACCUCAAAUGCUCAACACCUUACUCCACUAUCUCCAUUGCCAACCUCUCUUUUACUCUUCGUAGCUACGACCCCAACUCCUCCACUCUCCUCCUCUCUCCCCAACCCUCACCGACAACCAUUGGAGCUAUCACAUCUCUCGAUAAUUGUUCUUCUCUUCAUUUCCUCUCCAUUCCCAGUCGAUCUAUCAAUUUCUCUGCCUCCCCAUUUCGAGUCUCUGAUUCUUCCUGCUCUCGAAUCUCUGUUCUCCGCGCCUGUUCCCCUCUCAAGCUCCCUAAUUGCAGUCAUUGUCCUUGGGAUUGCAAGCUAAUAAAGGACCCUCUUCGCCUCAUCCACGGCUGUGGAAUCACUCACAGCCCUCUCUCGCCACAAGGAUGCCAGAGCGAUGUUGUUGGAUACCUUGACGAGUACUUGAGACGCGGCAUUGAAGUGGAGUUUGAUGUGGCUCAAGACUCCUACUUCUCCAGCUGCAGAGAUUGCCAGGUCAAGAAUGGUGUUUGUGGAUUCAAUGAUACUGACCCAAGUAAGCAAUUUAUUUGUUUCCCGUCCAAGUCCAGGUUUUCCCCUCCAUGGAUUCGCGAAGAGAAUCCCAAUCUAGUAGCGAUUCUAUGCACAAUCUUUGCGUUGGCGUGUUUGUUGAUUGCAGUUGCUGUGGGUGCUACAAUUUUCCGAUCCAGACGUGUAAAUUCAUUGGCGAUAGAAGAGGAUCCCACCACCGUCUUUCUGCGCCGUCACCGCUCUGCGAGUCUUCUACCUCCCGUAUUCACCUACGAGGAGCUUGAAGCCUCCACCAAUAAAUUUGACCCGAAACGCAAAUUGGGUGAUGGCGGAUUCGGGUCCGUUUACCUGGGUCAGCUCACAGACGGUCGAAUUGUUGCAGUGAAGUACCUCCACACGAACAAGCAUGCCGCCACCGCCAAUGGCAGAGCCUUCUCCGCCAAGUCAUUCUGCAACGAAAUCUUGAUUUUGUCUUCAAUUAAUCACCAGAAUCUGGUUAGACUUCAUGGGUAUUGCAGCGACGCGAGAGGGCUGCUUCUGGUGUACGAUUACGUCCCUAAUGGCACACUCGCAGACCAUCUCCACGGCCCAAAGAGCGUAUACCGUAAAGGGUCUUUAACAUGGCAAGUGAGGUUCGACAUUGCUUUUCAAAUUGCCUUAGCUGUAGAGUACUUGCAUUUCGCCGUGAAACCACCGAUAGUCCACAGAGACAUUACGUCAUCGAACAUUUUUGUUGAGAAAGAUAUGAGAGUGAAGGUUGGGGAUUUCGGGCUUUCAAGACUACUGGUUUUCCCCGAAACGUCUGGGUUCGUUUGGACCGGACCUCAGGGUACGCCCGGGUAUUUGGAUCCGGACUAUCAUAGUUCGUUCCGGUUGACGGAGAAGAGUGACGUGUACAGUUUCGGAGUCGUGUUGCUGGAGCUGAUAACGGGACUCAAAGCAGUGGAUCAGAAUCGGGACAAGAGUAACAUAGCCUUGGCGGAUCUGGUGGUAACCAAGAUCCAGAUGGGUCUGCUCCAUCAGGUCGUGGACCCAGUUUUGGAGGACUCCAUAGAGGUAGUGGAAGCGGUGGCUGAAUUGGCUUUCCGGUGCGUGGCGGCGGAGAAGGACGACCGGCCACACUCCAAGGAGGUGGUGGAGGAGCUUAGGCGGAUCCGGGGCCGAACCCGAGGGUUGCGGGGGACGAUUUCGAAUUUGGGUGGUGACGUGGCAAAUGUUUGAUCAUUGAUGGGGUCGAUGUGGGGCUCACGUGCACAUGUGGGUUGACUUUGAGUCAGUAGUCUGUCAGUUGCCUUUGAUAGAAUGUAAAUUAGAUUUCUUUGCUUUGCACAAUGUUUUACACUUUUACUGUUAUUUUUUUUUUUUAACUUUUACUAUCACGAGGAACUAAAAAUGUAAUAAUAUUAUUGUACAUAUAGCCAAUGUAUCAUCACCACAUUAUGUUCCAUUACAUGUGGAUUUGUCUUUUUAAACCGAUCA
Molecule: messenger RNA, 2556 nt
Organism: Tripterygium wilfordii
Lineage: Eukaryota; Viridiplantae; Streptophyta; Magnoliopsida; Celastrales; Celastraceae
Product: LEAF RUST 10 DISEASE-RESISTANCE LOCUS RECEPTOR-LIKE PROTEIN KINASE-like 1.5
Exons: 1
Coding region: 349-2298 (649 amino acids)
Biological process (GO): protein phosphorylation
Molecular function (GO): ATP binding; protein kinase activity
Source: RefSeq, a predicted model, not a curated record